This is a messenger RNA of Paramecium pentaurelia, 2187 nucleotides long. Lineage: Eukaryota; Ciliophora; Oligohymenophorea; Peniculida; Parameciidae. The record is from the annotation of a GenBank genome assembly.
UAUGAAUCUUCUCUUUAGAUAGGUUGUCAAUCCAAACAAUCCAAAAAUAGUGGCCAUUGCAAAAAACUAUGUUAAACAUGUAAAAGAAAUGGGUGGUGAUGAACCACCAAAAGAGCCUGUCAUAUUUUAAAAACCUUUUACUUCUUUAUUAUACCUUCCAGAUGGAAAUGGCAUUCUCUAAUUGCCUAAACAUAAUCAUGAAAUUCAUCAUGAAAUUGAAGUAUUUCUAUUUAUAUUUGUUAGCUUGGAUUUAUGGUUGCUAAGAAUGGCAAGAAUAUAUAAAAAGAGAAAUGGUAAGAAUAUAUUGGUGGUUAUUUUUUGGCAUUAGAUUUGACUGAUAGAGAGAUGCAAGCUCAUUUUAAGAAGCAAGGAUUUCCAUGGGAUUUAGCUAAGGGUUAAGACAAUUUUUUCCCAAUUACAGAUUUAAUUACAAAAGACAAGGUUAAAGAUCCUAAUAAUCUUUAAUUGGAAUUGAAAAUAAACUAAAAAGUUGUAUAAAAUGAUUCUACUUCUUCAAUGUAUUACAAAAUUCCAGAUUUAUUGGCUUACAUUUCAUAAUUUAUGACUUUGAGACCAGGAGAUUUAGUAUUGACUGGUACACCUCAUGGAGUAGGUCCAAUUAGAGCUAAAGAUAAUUUACAUGGUACAUUAAAAUAAGGAGAUGAAACUUUGGCAAAACUUAAUUUAAUAGUGGAAUGAGGAUUUCUUGAAAUUCAUUUACAACUAUGAGUUAAAUAAAAAUAUUAAAUGAAAUAAGAUUAGUUUUCUUCAACAAGAGUUCAAUUUGUGCAUUCUAACAAAUUAUGUACUGCUUAAGUUCUAGAGCAUUUUCAUAAUAGUCCAUUUCCAAAGGAUCAAGAUUAAGUUACACAAUUUAUAUAAAACUAUAAGGUAAAUGUUUUUAAUUUAUUCAGACAGCCAUAAAUUCUAGAAAAUUAUCAAGAGCUAUAAAAUGAUCCUUUAUUUUCAGUCUAAUUUGAUGAAACAUAAUUAUAUUUUGGAUUGAUUGUAAAUGAUUUGAAAUAAGGAGUUGGUGUUUAUUAUAAAAAAGGAAAAUACAUAUUUGAAGGAGAUUGGCAAUAGAAUUAAAAAAAUGGAAGGGGAAUUGAAUUAUUUAUUAAUGGAUCCUAUUAUGAAGGAUAAUAUAUCAAUGGUAAACCUUCUGGAAUGGGAAGAUUUUAUUGGAGUAAUGGAGAAUUUUAUGAAGGUUAAUGGUUUAACGGUAAAAAACAUGGUUCUGGAAUUUGGAAAGGUUCUAAAGGAGAUUCUUAUAUAGGAGAAUGGAAAAUGGGUGUUCCUGAUGGAUAUGGAGUUCAUUUAUGGAUUAAUGGUGAUCGAUAUGAAGGAGAAUUUAAGAAUUGUUUAAAGGAUGGACGAGGAACUGAGAAAUUUGCAAAUGGAGAUACUUACAUUGGAGAAUAUUUAGCAGGAAAACCUAAUGGAAUGGGAGAAUACUAUUGGGCUAAUGGUGCUGUGUAUAAAGGAGAAUUUAGAGAUAGUUUAAGACAUGGAAAAGGAGUUUGGAAGAGAGGGAAUGGACUUGGAGAUUCAUAUAAUGGAGAAUAUGAAAAUGAUUUGAAAUAAGGUUAUGGUGUAUAUAGUUGGGCAGAUGGUAAUAAAUAUGAAGGAUACUUUAAAAAUGAUUUGAGAGAUGGAUUUGGUACAAUGUAUUGGCAUGAUGGUACAUUUUAUAAAGGAUAAUGGAAGUAGGGAAUAUAAGAUGGAGAAGGAAUAUUAUCAGUUAAUUAGGAAGUAAUUAGGGGAGUAUUUUAUGGAACAAAAGCUUUGGAAGUGAUUGAGAAUUCAAAUUUUCGAAAAACUCAUUUUAGAAAUAAUACAUAUUCAGUGGAUUAAUCAAGUCGAUAAACAGGAAGAGAUUAAUCAAGAAUUGAUUAAAUUUACUAACAAAGGAAGAAUUCAACAGAAACAAGUACUAAAAUGAAUUCAUUUACUCAGACUUAAAGAGAAUAUGGUUCUUCUCAUAAAAUAAUAGUUAAUAAUAAUUCAGAACCAAAGAGAAUUGGUCGUAUUACUUAAUCUAAGUUAUUGCAUAAUAAAUAUAAGCCAAUAUUCCCAAAAAUGCAAUAAAUUUAACAAUAAAAGAAUUCAAAUCAAACUGAUAAAAAAAUUUAAGAAUAAAAAUAAUUAUGGAAGCCAAGUGGUGUAGUGAAAAAUGUUAAAUUUUGA